This is a messenger RNA of Gavia stellata (red-throated loon), 6209 nucleotides long. RefSeq names its product chromodomain helicase DNA binding protein 8 (gene CHD8). Lineage: Eukaryota; Metazoa; Chordata; Aves; Gaviiformes; Gaviidae. Gene Ontology annotation, molecular function: ATP binding; ATP-dependent chromatin remodeler activity. The record is from RefSeq and is a predicted model, not a curated record.
AUGGCCGACCCCAUCAUGGACCUCUUCGACGACCCCAAUCUUUUCGGCCUCGACCCCCUGACGGACGAAACCUUCGCCCCCCCCUCCCACGACCCCAUCGAAGAAGCUUUGGGACCCUUUGCCCCCCCAAAACCCCCCGACCCCCCCCAACCCCAACUUCCCCCCGAGCAAGAUGUCCUCAGUCAAGGCAACCCCUUCAUGGGGGUCUCCGCCGCUUGCCCCCACGCCCCUUCUUCGUCAUCGGGGGUCCCCCAGCCCCCCAAAAUCGUCAUCCUCAAAGCCCCCCCGGGGGGGGGCGACGACGGGGGGGCCCCCCCAAUCGCCGCCGUCCCCCCGCCGGGGACGACGACGACCCCCAACGGUGGGAAGGUGACAUUCGCCAAGGUUUUAACCGGCGCCCCCCAACUUCGUCCCGGCGUUUCCAUCGUUACCGGUAACGCCGCCACCGUUUUAACGGGGAAAGUCCCGCCGCCGCCUGCCGCCGUUCACCGAUUGGUUCCGGGAAGACCCGUCAAACAGUUGGUGUUGCAACCGGUUAAGGCGGGGGGGGCCGACCCCCUAAAACCCGCCGUCACCCUCACCUCGGCGCCGGCGCAGGGCGAAUCGAAACGCAUCACGCUGGUCCUCCAACAGCCGCCGGGCGGUCCCGCGCCCCCCGGCCAACGCCACGUGGUUUUGGGCAGUUUGCCGGGCAAGAUCGUCUUGCAGGGCAACCAAUAGGCCGCCCUCGGUCAAGCCAAAGGGACGCGGGGUCAACCCGCCAAGGUUGUCACCAUCCAACUCCAGGUUCAACAACCACGCCGGCAACCGGGUGCUCCCCAGAAGAUCCAACUCCUCCAACAACCCGCCGGCGGGCAACCGGCUCCCGUGGCCGUCUCUUCCGUGCCGCAGGUGGUGGGAGGCGCGGGGCAGAGGUUGACGGUGCCGUUGAAGGUGGUCUUGCAGCCCCAGGCGGGCUCAUCUCAGGGGGGUUCUCCCGGUCUCUCGGUGGUGAAGGUCCUGAGCAGCAGCGAGGUGGCCGCCCUGACCGGCCCCGGUUCGCGCGGCGCUUCGGAGGAGAGCCGCAAACUGGAACACCAGAAAAAACAGGAGAAAGCCAACCGCAUCGUGGCCGAGGCCAUCGCCCGCGCCCGAGCCCGGGGCGAGCAGAACAUCCCUCGCGUCCUCAACGAGGACGAGCUGCCCAGCGUCCGGCCGGAGGAGGAGGGCGAGCGCAAACGCCGGCGGAAAGGGACCGGCGAACGCGGGGGACCCAAGGAGGAGAGACCCCGCAAGGGGAAGGGUCAGGGUGGUUCCGGCAAGAGCAAGGGGCGCAGCAAACCCAGCACCAUCACGCCGGUGGUGGGGAAGAAACGCAAACGCAACGCCUCCUCCGACAACUCGGACGCCGAGGUGACGGCGCAGUCGCCGCGGGACGAAGAAGAAACCAGCGUGCAGAAGCGCCGGUCGAACCGGCAGGUCAAGCGUAAGAAGUACACGGAAGAUUUGGAUAUCAAGAUCACCGACGAUGAGGAGGAUGAAGAGCUGGACGUGACGGGGCCGAUCCGACCGGAGCAACCCCCGGUGCCGCAGCCCCCCGCCCCGGAGCCGGAGCCGGAAGGCGAGACGUUGCCCUCCAUGCAGUUUUUUGUGGAAAACCCCAGCGAGGAGGACGCGGCCAUCGUGGACAAGGUCCUCUCCAUGAGGGUGGUGAAGAAAGAGCUCCCGUCGGGGCAGUUGACCGAAUCGGAGGAGUUUUUCGUCAAGUAUAAGAACUACUCUUAUCUCCACUGCGAGUGGGCCACCAUCGACCAGCUGGAGAAGGACAAGAGGAUCCACCAGAAGCUGAAGCGUUUCAACAAAAUGACUCAGAUGCGACACUUCUUCCACGAGGAUGAAGAACCGUUCAACCCCGACUACGUGGAGGUGGAUCGCAUCUUGGACGAGUCCCACAGCGUCGACAAAGACAACGGGGAGCCGGUGGUCUACUACCUGGUGAAGUGGUGCUCCCUACCCUACGAGGACAGCACUUGGGAGCUCAAAGAGGACGUAGACGAGGGGAAGAUCGGCGAAUUCAAGCGUAUCCAAGCCCGGCACCCGGAACUCAAGCGCUUGCCCCGUCCCCAAGCCGGUUCCUGGAAGAAGCUGGAGCUCUCCCACGAGUACAAGAACCACAACCAGCUGCGCGAAUAACUGGAAGGGGUCAACUGGUUGCUCUUCAACUGGUACAACAGGCGAAACUGCAUUUUGGCCGACGAGAUGGGUUUGGGCAAGACCAUCCAAUCCAUCGCUUUCCUGCAAGAGGUCUACAACGUCGGUAUCCGCGGUCCUUUCUUGGUCAUCGCCCCGCUCUCCACCAUCACCAACUGGGAACGGGAGUUCAAUACUUGGACGGAGAUGAACAGCAUCGUCUACCACGGCAGUUUGGCCUCCCGGCAGAUGAUCCAACAGUACGAGAUGUACUGCAAGGACUCGCGGGGUCGGCUCAUCCCCGGAGCCUACAAAUUCGACGCUCUCAUCACCACCUUCGAGAUGAUCCUCUCCGACUGUCCCGAGCUGCGGGAGAUCGAGUGGCGGUGCGUCAUCAUCGACGAGGCCCACCGCCUGAAGAACCGCAACUGCAAGUUGCUCGACAGCCUCAAGCACAUGGAUCUGGAACACAAAGUCCUCUUGACGGGCACCCCCCUCCAAAACACGGUGGAGGAGCUCUUCAGUCUCCUGCACUUCCUGGAGCCCUCCCAGUUCCCUUCUGAAGCAGAGUUCCUCAAGGACUUCGGGGAUCUCAAGACGGAGGAGCAGGUGAGGAAGCUCCAGGCCAUCCUCAAGCCCAUGAUGCUCCGUCGGUUGAAGGAGGACGUGGAGAAGAACCUGCGCGCCAAACAGGAGACCAUCAUCGAGGUGGAGUUGACCAACAUUCAGAAGAAAUACUACCGGGCCAUCUUGGAGAAGAACUUCUCCUUCCUCUCCAAAGGCGCCGGUCACACCAACAUGCCCAACUUACUCAACACCAUGAUGGAGCUGCGCAAGUGCUGCAACCACCCCUACCUCAUCAACGGCGCGGAGGAGAAGAUCUUGGCCGAAUUUCGGGAGUCUUGCCACCACCACGUGCCCCACGACUUCCACCUCCAGGCCAUGGUCCGCUCGGCCGGCAAGCUGGUGCUCAUCGACAAGCUGCUGCCCAAGCUGAAGGCCGGCGGCCACAAGGUGCUCAUCUUCUCCCAGAUGGUCCGAUGCCUCGACAUCUUGGAGGACUACCUCAUACCCCGUAGGUACCUCUACGAGCGGAUCGACGGACGGGUACGGGGCAACCUCCGACAAGCCGCCAUCGACCGCUUCAGCAAACCCGACUCGGAUCGUUUCGUCUUCCUCCUCUGCACGCGGGCGGGUGGUUUGGGCAUCAACCUCACCGCCGCCGACACCUGCAUCAUCUUCGAUUCCGAUUGGAACCCCCAAAACGACCUCCAGGUACUCCGCAGGUGUCACCCGGAUCGGCAGAGCAAGGCGGUGAAGGUCUACCGCCUCAUCACCCGUAAUUCCUACGAGCGGGAGAUGUUCGACAAGGCCAGCCUCAAGUUGGGGUUGGACAAGGCGGUGCUGCAGUCCAUGAGCGGACGGGAGGGCAACAUCGCCGGGAUCCAGCAGUUCUCCAAGAAGGAGAUCGAGGACCUGCUGCGGAAAGGGGCCUACGCGGCCAUCAUGGAAGAGGACGACGAAGGUUCCAAGUUCUGCGAGGAGGACAUAGACCAGAUCCUCCUGCGCCGUACCACCACCAUCACCAUCGAGAGCGAGGGGAAGGGUUCCACCUUCGCCAAGGCGAGUUUCGUGGCUUCCGAAAACCGCACCGACAUCGCUUUGGAUGAUCCCAACUUCUGGCAGAAGUGGGCUAAGAAAGCCGACCUGGACCUGGACCUGCUGAACAGCAAGAACAACCUGGUGAUCGACACGCCUCGGGUGCGCAAGCAGACGCGGCAUUUCAGUACGCUGCGGGACGACGACCUGGUGGAAUUCUCCGAUCUGGAAAGCGAGGACGAGGAGAGACCUCGCUCCCGUCGCCACGACCGGCACCACCACGCGUUGCACCACGCCUACGGCCGCACCGACUGCUUCCGGGUGGAGAAGCACCUCCUGGUCUACGGCUGGGGCCGAUGGCGGGAGAUCCUGUCCCACGGGCGCUUCAAGCGACGUCUUUCGGAGCGUGACGUGGAAACCAUCUGCCGGGCCAUCCUGGUCUACUGUCUCCUCCACUACCGAGGCGACGAGAACAUCAAAGGUUUCAUCUGGGACCUCAUCAGCCCCACCGAAAACGGCAAGGCCAAGGAGCUCCAAAACCACUCGGGUCUUUCCAUCCCCGUUCCUCGAGGGCGUAAAGGGAAGAAAGUCAAAUCCCAAAGCACCUUCGACGUCCACAAAGCCGAGUGGAUCCGCAAGUACAACCCCGACACCCUCUUCCAAGACGAGAGCUACAAGAAGCACCUCAAGCACCAGUGCAACAAGGUUCUGCUGAGGGUGCGGAUGCUCUACUACCUGCGGCAGGAGGUGAUCGGGGACCAGGCGGAGAAGGUGCUGGCGGGGGCGGUGGCCAGCGAGAUCGAUAUCUGGUUCCCGCUGGUGGAGCAACUGGAGGUACCGACCGCUUGGUGGGACGCCGAAGCCGACAAAUCCCUCCUCAUCGGGGUCUUCAAACACGGCUACGAGAAGUACAACACCAUGCGCGCCGACCCCGCUCUCUGCUUCUUGGAGAAAGCCGGCCGCCCCGACGAGAAGGCUAUCGCUGCCGAGCAGCGCUUGGACGUCGGGGAAGGCGUGGAUUUCGAUAAGGACUGCGAGGACCCCGAAUAUAAGCCCCUCCCGGGGACGGCCAAGGAAGUGGACGACGAGGCCGACCCCCUGAUGCUGCUGGACGAGGAGAUCUCCGUGGUGGACGGGGACGAAGGCCAACCCCCCCAACCGGGCCAACCCUCCUGGCCGCCGGGUUCGGUGCUGACGGCCCGGUUACGCCGCCUGAUCACCGCCUGCCAGCGUUCCUACCAACGGGAACAGCUCCGGGUGGAGGCGGCCGAACGGGGGGACCGGCGCCGGCGCCGCUGCGAAGCCGCCUGCAAGCUGAAGGAGAUGGCCAGGAGGGAGAAACAGCAGAGGUGGACCCGUCGGGAACAGGCGGAUUUUUAUCGGGUGGCCUCCAGUUUCGGGGUGGAGUUCGAUCCGGAGGGCGGCCGUUUUCGGUGGGGCCGCUUCCGCGCCUUGGCCGGUUUGGAGAAGAAGACGGACGAGAACCUCACCAAGUUCUUCCACGGUUUCGUCGCCAUGUGCGCGCAGGUUUGCCGCCUGCCCCCGCCCCCGGGUGGGGAACCGCCCGACCCCUCGGUGCCGGUCUCGCCCGUCUCGGCCGGCCGGGCCUCCCGCGCCCUUCGCCGUUUGGCGCUCCUCCGCCUCCUGCGGGAGCAGGUGCUGCGGCACCCUUUGCUCCCCGCCCGCUGCUCUGCCCCCGCCCCCGGCCCCGCCCUCCCGCCCUGGUGGCAACGGGGACACCACGACGGCGAACUCUUACGAGGAGCCGCCCGGCACGGUUUGGCGCGACCGGAAGCCGCCAUUUUAGGAGAUCCCGAGUUCUCUUUCGGCGCGGCCAGUGGCGUUAUUUGCGGGCGCAGGGCGGGGGCGGGGCGACGCCCGUACCCCCCUCUUCCACCUCAACCCCCCCCAAAUCAUCGGGCGGCGCCGGCGGCGGUGGCACCGGCGCCGCCGGGGGAGGAGGAGGACUCGGAGGCGGAGAAGCUGUCGGCGUCGCUCACCGAAUCGUCGUCCUGCGAGGAGGACAGCGACGACGAUAGGGGUGCGGAGCCCUCUUGUGGGGACCGAGCCCUUAUCCGCCGGCUGGACCUGGUGUGCCAAGCGGUGCUGUCGGGGGAGUGGCCGGCGGAAGAUUUUGGGGGGCCCCCCGGGGGGCCCACCGCCGACCCCCCCCCGUACCCCCGUCUGCGCCACGAGGAGAAGGAGUUCACCGUCCAGAUCAAAGACGUGAAGGGGCUCAAAUUGACCUUCCAGAAGCAUCGGUUGGUCCCCAACGGGGCGAUGCGGGACCCCCCCGGCCAUAAGAAGAACAGCAAGAAGUUGGUGGAGCUGGAGCUGCGGUGCCUGGAGGGGCUGCGGGACCCGGGGGGGGACCCCGAAAAGCGUCAGGGGGGGAGACGCAGCUGCACCCCGACUUCGCCCGGGAGCACCGCGGCCCCACG